AUGGGUUAUGAGAUUGAGGUAGACACUGCCAAAUUAUAUGCAAACAUGUUACUGUCUAAACCGGUAGAUAGAAAUGCAAAGAGAUUUGGAACUUAUAAGGAGGCAAUCUCCAAAAUAAAGAGGGAACUCAAGGAGCCUAUCAUACAAAAGAAAGUUAGGAAAAUGAUUGACACCUUAGAUAAGAAGUAUGGAGGUGAAACAUCCGAUGCCACUGCUUCCAUUGGUACAAGUGAACAAAUAGGGGCUAAAUCAAGCAAAGAUGGAGAACAAACAAAAGAAAAGAAUAAAAUGUCCAAGACAAAACCCAAGGGUAUUGCAUCUAGCAAACUGACAACAUACAUGAAAGAAAAGGAGUCAGAUACUCCUACAUAUUCCCAAGGUAAAGGUGAACCGGUAGGAGUCACAUAUGCAAGAAAGAAAAAGAAUGAAAGGACAGUUGACACAAAGGCUAAAACAAAACCCAAGAAGGAUGAAAAGGAGGCUGAUAACUCUGACACCCAAUCUGAUAAGAUAGUAAAAGAAGUCAGAAGAAGUGUUGAAGAUAUCGUAGGUGAUGUUGGGUCAGAUAUUCCUAAUCUGACAAAGGAUGCAAAGCCACCGGUUGAACAAAAAUCAAUUGUUGAAACUAUUGAUAUUGGUGAUACAUCGGCUAAGGGAAUUGUUCAAACUAAGCAUCCCAGAGAAGAUGAAGUCACAAUUGAGGAGAUCCCUUAUGAGGAAAGACCUCAAAAGAAUCUAGUGACAAUAAAUAUUCCCACAACAAAUCCUACUGACAACGAACCUCAUUUACCAAAGAAAGGUGUAGAGGAAGAAACCCCAAAGGUGAUAGAUUCAUCAAUACCAGUUGUUGAUGAAGCAGAGAAGAAGGAAACAAAGAAAAAGAAAACGGAAAGGAAGGAAACAUAA
Cryptomeria japonica (Japanese cedar) is the source of this 906-nucleotide messenger RNA. RefSeq lists its product as uncharacterized. NCBI's taxonomy places the organism in Eukaryota, Viridiplantae, Streptophyta, Pinopsida, Cupressales, Cupressaceae. The record is from RefSeq and is a predicted model, not a curated record. The transcript has 2 exons. Bases 1 to 906 code for a protein of 301 amino acids.